AUGUACUCUCCAGCUUCUUCAUCGUCACCGCGAUCCUCGCUAGGGACGUGGUCGCCCACUACCCCGAGUUUCUCGAGCAAGUUCAGAAACCGCGUUCCCACGCAGAUGAGGAGAUGCAUACCAAUUUACUUGACCUGCGUUCUUGUCUUUCUCUUGAUCCUCAACGCCGAUCUGUUCACGGUAUCAAUUCCCAGAGGAGGUGGCCCAGUCUUCAAGCGCGGUGGGACGAUUGCAAAGCACAGCUCGACUGUCGCUGGGCCAGCAAUAGCAGUUGGCUUCCCAAAAAAGAUCUGGCAAACAUGGAAGGUGGAUCCGCUGCAAUUUGAGCAGCGCGACAGCAACACCGCGCGGACGUGGGUGCAAAGAAACCCGAACUUCAGAUACGAAGUCCUCACCGAUAGCAACGACGUUGGAUAUGUCGAGCAACAUUUCGGGCCCGGAGGCUUCAACCGACCAGACAUCGUCGACCUGUAUCGCAACAUCAAUGCCACAAUUAUCAAAGCCGACCUGUUGCGGUACAUGGUCAUGUAUGCUGAAGGUGGUGUGUACGCAGACAUCGACGUCGAGGCGCUGAAGCCGGUGUCGAGGUUCAUACCAGACCACAGGUACGCAGAGGAGGAUAUUGACAUGGUGAUCGGCAUCGAGAUCGACCAGCCGAUGUUCAAGGACCAUCCGAUCCUGGGAAAGAAGUCUCAGUCAUUCUGCCAAUGGACGUUCAUGGCGCGGCCGAGGCUCCCAGUCAUGAUGCGUCUCAUUGAGAACAUCAUGUCCUGGCUGGCUGACCUCGCGAGGCAACAGAACGUACCUAUUUCAGAGGUCGUCAUGGAUUUUGACCAAGUCAUCUCCGGCACGGGGCCAUCUGCCUUCACUGCCGCGAUCUUGGAGGAAAUGAACGUCAACCGCUCCAAGGACAGCCCUGAGAUCACUUGGGACGUGUUUCACGACCUGGAUGAGUCUAAAAUUGUAUCGAGGGUCCUUGUCCUAGACGUCGAGGCAUUCGCGGCUGGACAGGGGCACAGUGACAGUGGCAAUCACAACGCGCGGGGCGCCCUAGUGAAGCACCACUAUCACGCAAGCAACUGGCCAAGCCGUCACCCAAGAUUCAACCACCCAGUAUAUGGCCCCGUAGAGCAUUGCAACUGGGAGCCAAACUGCGUGGCAAAGUGGGAUGCCGACACAGCUGCCUUCGCACUCAUGACUGAGGAAGAGCAGAAGACCUUGGCCGAGGAGAAAGAGGCCGAGCAGCAGGCCGCGACAGCGCAGCAAGAGCAGUUCCUCGCGAGGAUCGCACAACAGCAAGAGGCGCUUCAGCAACCUCUGCAUCUCGGACAGCAGCAAGCAGUGCCAGCACCAGCACCAGCACCAAAGCCUGAACCACAGCCGGAAUGA
Messenger RNA from Diaporthe amygdali, 1389 nucleotides. RefSeq names its product mannosyltransferase. The record is from RefSeq and is a predicted model, not a curated record. The coding region runs from base 1 to 1389 and encodes 462 amino acids. Gene Ontology annotation, biological process: protein N-linked glycosylation. Gene Ontology annotation, molecular function: alpha-1,6-mannosyltransferase activity. Lineage: Eukaryota; Fungi; Ascomycota; Sordariomycetes; Diaporthales; Diaporthaceae. The transcript has a single exon. Gene Ontology annotation, cellular component: mannan polymerase complex.